ACUUUUCCAACAUCUGGCGACACCGACACAGUCACAGUGCACGAGUGGCACGACACAUCAAACCGGCCACGUAUAUACAUAUGUGCCUCUUUUUUAUAUAUUCUAUAUUUUGUUGUAUUUUCAUUUCGAAUAACCUCUUGUAGUCGAUAAUCUCGCACGAAAUGCCAUUGAUCGUAUCACGUAUGUCAAAAUUUUCAGCUUAUCUCCGGAGAUUGCUCUGAAACGAUUUCCUUUGCAAUGAUGGACAAAAUAUUGCAUUUCCGUUAGAAACCUUGGAUACUUAAAUACGAGAUUAGAUUAUAUCAUGUCGAAGAAGAUUAUUUGCCUGUUUGACGUAGAUGGCACACUUACUGAACCACGGCAGCCAAUCGGUUCUAGCGUUGAAAAGUUUCUCCUAGAAACUGUAAAAAACGAGUUUGACAUUGCAGUAGUGGGAGGUUCUGAUUUAAAUAAGAUUCAAGAACAGCUAGGUGGUAGAAACCUCUUUGAAAAGUACAAGUAUGUUUUCGCAGAGAAUGGCCUUAUUGCUUUUAAAAAUGGCAAAGCUUUGCCUUCACAAUCGAUACAAGAUAUAAUCGGAGAGGAUGCACUGCAGGAUUUUAUAAAUUUUAUCUUGCGAUAUAUAUCUGAGUUGAAGCUGCCAUUUAAGCGUGGAACAUUUAUAGAAUUCCGUACAGGCAUGAUGAACGUUACGCCAGUAGGACGAAAUUGCAGUAAGAAAGAACGCGACCAAUUUAAUGAAUAUGACAGUGAACAUCAUAUUCGUGAGAAAUUUAUACAAGCUCUUAAAAAGGAAUUUCCUGAUUUAGGUCUAACUUACAGUAUUGGGGGACAAAUCUCUUUCGAUGUUUUUCCUAUCGGUUGGGAUAAAACAUAUUGCUUACGUCAUAUUCAGGGAUAUGACGAAAUACACUUCUUCGGUGACAAAACGGCCGAAGGCGGUAACGAUCACGAGAUUUACGAGAGCGAUCUGACGAUAGGCCAUCGUGUCACUUGUCCCAAGGAUACCAUAAAUCAAUUGAACGUUCUUAUGACACUCGUAAAAGAAAAUAGGGAGAAAGAGCAGCUUAGUAUUCCGAUGCAAUGCGUUAAGUAGUUCAGGCCUAGAAGAAUAAAGUAUUUUUCCAGGUCGAGUUAAAUUGUAUUUUUAAUCAGUAUAUUUUUGUUAGUAUGUUCUUGCACAACAGAUUCGUUUCUUUUCAUUCUUAUUUUUCUUUUCUUUUUUUUUUUUUUUUUAUCAAUUGUUACAUUCCUGACGAUGAAAGUAGAUUAUUUAAUUUGAUUCUUAUAUAAUUUCAAGUAGAAUUCCUCAACACCUAAAUUUUUAGAUACAGCUGUUUUCACGCACACCUAGAAAUAUAUUUGUACAUAUGUUCUGUUCUGAUAGUUUUACUACUAUCAAACUUACACAGAAAUAGUAAAUAUUAAAUAAAAAAGAUUAUUAUGAAUACAGUAAUUUAUUUUUUGUCAGAAUUAAAUUCUAUUCUCAUAUGUCUUACAUGUGCAUACACGGUCACGCAUAUAUCAUUGCAUUUACGCAUCCAUAUGUACAUAUAUAUUAAAACUACAUUAAACAAUAACAAUGUUAAGAU
Wasmannia auropunctata (little fire ant) is the source of this 1592-nucleotide messenger RNA. It is a transcript of the gene Pmm2, whose product is annotated as phosphomannomutase. The transcript has 5 exons. Gene Ontology annotation, cellular component: cytosol. Bases 305 to 1096 code for a protein of 263 amino acids. NCBI's taxonomy places the organism in Eukaryota, Metazoa, Arthropoda, Insecta, Hymenoptera, Formicidae. Gene Ontology annotation, biological process: protein N-linked glycosylation; mannose metabolic process; GDP-mannose biosynthetic process. Gene Ontology annotation, molecular function: phosphomannomutase activity. The record is from RefSeq and is a predicted model, not a curated record.